CAAGCUACCAGUAUCACACAACCAGCAAAGCCGCAUUCUAGCAAAGCCGCAUUCUAGCAAAGCCGCAUUCUAGCAAAGCCGCAAGCCAGUUCUGUUACGACAUUGGAUUUAGAGGAAACAUGAAGAGGGAAACAUUUACCGAGACGCAAGUCGAUCAUUCCAUCGAUGCGAUUUUAGGAGCGAGGCCAACAAAUGGAAUUUUUCGCAAGUCGAAGACGAUGCUAAAGGCAAUAGGACAUCGCACGGAGACAGUACAUGGCUCAAAUACGCUCAAAGCAAAGAGAUCGCGGAGGAAUCGAACAGCGUUCACGGCAAAACAACUUCAAGAACUCGAACGAGUUUUCGAGAGCUGUCAGUAUCCGGGGAUCGAAGCUCGCGAAGAGCUCGCAGAAAAGAUCAAUCUUUCCGAGGCCCGAGUGCAGGUUUGGUUUCAAAAUCGACGCGCCAAAAGGAAACGCCUAUCGCAAGUGAAAUCUUCGAUGGAGUGCCUUUACGAGAAGUCGCAGGAAACGGAAGCAAGCGAAGAGGAGAUGACCAAUCACAAGCGAGAGAACGACAUAUCACGGGAAACGCAGUUUGCCUACACACCCAAGUCGCAAGAAACGGAAGCAAGCGAAGUGGAAAUGACCAAUCACAAGCGCGAGAACGACAUAUCACGGGAAACACAGUUUGCCUACACACCUACAUUCACCAGAUACAUCGACCUAAACCGCUACUCAAACCACGCCGUGCUCCCUUCGUUCAGCUACAUGCCCGUUUUCGUGUACAGCCCGCGAGCAGGCAACAACCACAGACUUCAUGAACUCACUAUUUAGCGUUGAUGGACACGUUUUGCCAUUUUUGUGGUUCAGUUAUCUCAAGAUACUUUAUGAUGCACAUUGUUUUGAGACAAGAUGUUCUAUUUAUGUAAUGUAUAUUGGGUAUUUAUGGAUGAAAAAAUAGAAAGCAAAGGAUUCCAAAGUUCGUUUAAAUUGUUUAUACAUUUUUAAAAUGUAUUAUAUAUUGUUAUAAACUUUGUUAAAAAUGCAAAUGAAAAACUUUCGAAAAA
Xenia sp. Carnegie-2017 is the source of this 1048-nucleotide messenger RNA. RefSeq names its product ALX homeobox protein 1-like. The record is from RefSeq and is a predicted model, not a curated record. The transcript is spliced from 3 exons. Lineage: Eukaryota; Metazoa; Cnidaria; Anthozoa; Malacalcyonacea; Xeniidae. Bases 120 to 815 code for a protein of 231 amino acids. Gene Ontology annotation, biological process: regulation of transcription by RNA polymerase II. Gene Ontology annotation, molecular function: RNA polymerase II transcription regulatory region sequence-specific DNA binding; DNA-binding transcription factor activity, RNA polymerase II-specific.